Episyrphus balteatus (marmalade hoverfly) is the source of this 4306-nucleotide messenger RNA. It is a transcript of the gene Crtc, whose product is annotated as CREB-regulated transcription coactivator 3. The transcript has a single exon. Gene Ontology annotation, molecular function: cAMP response element binding protein binding. Gene Ontology annotation, biological process: positive regulation of transcription by RNA polymerase II; protein homotetramerization. Lineage: Eukaryota; Metazoa; Arthropoda; Insecta; Diptera; Syrphidae. Bases 1231 to 3540 code for a protein of 769 amino acids. Gene Ontology annotation, cellular component: nucleus; cytoplasm. The record is from RefSeq and is a predicted model, not a curated record.
AAAGAAAACAACUCUACCAACCAAAAAGAAAAACACUACUGUGUAUUCAAAUAAUUCUAUAUCCCACUUUAUUCUAAACCAUCAAGUGCGCAAGAGAUAGAUCUCUCUACAAUCCACCAUAUCAAACAUACAAAAAUAAAAAAAAUUCUUUCACACAAAAAAAAAAAAGUAGAACAGAAAAAGAAAAAUAAGCAAGAGAUGACCAGUGAAACACACAGCUAAAGUGGUGGAGUGCAAGUGCAAGUAGUUUUUUUAUUUUUUUUUUUUGUAUAAGAUUUUCUGAUUUAACUUCAAAUCAAAACUAGAAAAAGAAGAAAAAAAUAAAUCUCUCUCUCAUAUAACAGUUACAAUACGAAACGAUACAAAAAAAAGUACUAAAAUAAGAAAAAUAUAUGAAAUUUUUCUCUCUAACCAGAGAAAAAAAAAAACACGCAGAAAAAUAUUAUUUUAUUUUUUUCCGUCGUCGUCGUCGUCGUUGGGUCCCGUUCGUUCUCUCCUCAUCGUCGUUGUCGUAGUUAUUAUUUGUCGUCGUCGUUCUCAUUCUAUGUCUUGAUAUGUGUUGGCCUCUGCUGGUUAUCGACUCGACAAAAACUCUAACCAAGAGCAGAGCAGCAGCAGCUCAACAACAGCAGCUCCCCCUGGCUUAACCAACAACCAAGUUGUGUGUGUCAUUAGUUUUGUGUGUCAAAUCGAGAAAAAUAUAUUUAUUACUUUUUUUUUUGUUGAGCGAGAAAAACUAACAAAAAAAAAACGACAUAAUUUAUCCCCAAAAGAAAAUCACGAAAAAAGACCAGCCUCCAAAAAAAAAAGACAAAAAAAAACGACGACAAUUUCGGGGGGCGACACAGUGAGUGUGAACUAUAAGCGUAAAAACGAUAAAAUUAAGUUAAAAACAAAAAUAGGCUCGAAAAAUAAGAAAGAAAAAUCCCAAAAACAACCGAGAAAUCGAAAAUAAUAAAAAAAAAAGAAAAGUAAUAGAAUAGAAAAAAAAGGAAAGAAGGCGACAUUUUCAUUUGUCGUUGCUUGUGCCUUUUCUGCUAGGCGCUGGGCUGCUCUGCGGCAGCAUUUUUUGUUGAAUGUAAAAAAAAAGGAAGAAAAUCAAAAACGUCGACCGAGCAAGGAAAAUAGGACACGCAAGAGCGUGUAACAAAGCUCACUAAAACUAGCUUGCCACUCUAAAAUUGGGGAAAAAGGGAAAACAUAAAACAUAAUCAUUAUUUUAUUGACAUUAUGGCAAAUCCGCGCAAAUUUAGCGAGAAAAUUGCUUUGCAAAAACAAAAGCAAGCCGAAGGCACGGCGGAAUUUGAGAAAAUAAUGAAAGAAGUUUAUGCAACAAGAAGGGACGAACCAUUGUCCACUUCUCAGCAACGAAUAGAUUGUUGUUUAAGUCCUGACCAACAACAGCAGGCUGGUGGAAGUGUGACUAACACUUCUGUUGGUGGAAUUCCUAUCCCGGGUAGUGGGGGAGGGGGUGGCAAUGGGAAUAGUGGAAGUGGUUCACCAACUGCUUACCGGGAAUCCCGUGGUCGUAGUGUUGGAGUGGGUCCAAUGCGGCGACCCUCCGAUCGAAAGACAGAUCGUUCCCCAUAUAGCAACCAAGGGGGAAUCUAUUUAUCCCCUCCUUCGAUGGAUAACAAUUGGCGUCGUUCCAAUUCAGACUCUGCCAUUCAUCAGAGUUUGAUAUUGGGUCCAGAAAAUCCUAUCUAUGGCACUUCACCACAACAACAACAACAUUAUAUGCAACAACAGCAAUAUCAUCCGAAUCAGAGAUCUCAUUCCCCUGCCGCCUCUGUCGGUUUAAGUCCGACUGCACAAAGGAGAAAAGCACAGCAUAUGGUGGCGCAACAGCACUCGCACAGUAGUAGUAAUUUGCAACAAAUGCAAAUGAAUCACCACCCUAAUCAUCACCAACAACAAUCGCCGCACCACCCUAAUCACCAGCAACAACAACAACAAGUACAGAUGAAUCAUAGUAUGCAUCUACAUCAACAACAACAACAAAACUCGCUUGUCAAAUCACAAUUGCAAUUUAAUGCUUGUGGACCGACAAAUAGUGUUUAUAAGUCACUCCAAGAGCAAGCCAUGGCAAUGGCAAAUACAGGCUCAUUGCCUGACCUCACCUCUGUGCAUUUCUCGAAUGUGCCAUCGCCUUCAUCAUCAUCACAUCACCAGCAGCACAAUAAUAUGCGAAAUGAACGAGAACAAUCGCAAAGUCCGUUUAGUAGCAAUCAGCAAUCAUACCAGCAACAACAUCUGCAACAACAACAACAACACUCUCCUGGCGGUGGUGGAGGUGGAGGAGGAGGAGGAGGAGGUCAGCAGCAAACGCAUUUGUCAUUUACCAACCUCCCCGUGAUGGUAAAUCAACAACAACAACAACAAUCGUCAAAUAACAUAUCAUCCACAUUACACAGUUCAUAUGGAAAUUUACAAUCCACAACUUCUAACAGUGGAUCAAAUAAUGUAGCAACAAGUAGUAGCAACCUGACGGAAUAUAGAAAUCCACAACAUCAUAAUCCACCAUCGCCAGCGGGUUCAGCGAGUCCUGGUUUAAUGGUGGCAAAUUCACCUCAUGAUUUGCACAAUAGUGCACCAAAUAGUCCAAUUCGACACCAACAACAACAUCAGCAGCAGCAACAACAACAAUACAGCGACAAAAACAUUCAAACUUAUGAUAGAUUCUCACCGAGUGGUGAAUAUAGUAAUGGCAGUAAUAAUUUGAAUCCUUCGUUUCACAAUCACUUUGCGGAGUUCUCACUUGUGGAUACAGCGCAAAGUGAAUCACAAUACAUACCGACUAGUUUGCAGCAACAGGACUUACACUCACCGCACAAUAGUUACUCGCAAUCGUUGCAAUUUGACGACUCUCUAUUUGGCCAUCAUCAGCAAUUUAGUACUGAAAAUGGAAAUGGUAGUGGGGGGGUUAAAGUUGGAAGUGGUAGUACUACCACGGCAAGUGGAGGCGAUCCUUAUCUUAGUUUGAGUAAUCAAAAUUCACUUAAUAAUUGCAGUAGUAGUAAUUUGGGAGGACUCAGUGGCGGCAACACUGGCAAUGGAGGAGGAAAUAGUAAUAAUAACAAUUCAUCAUCGGGACAUACAACAACAGCAGCGGGGACAGCUAGUGCCAGUUGUUCGCCAUUGCAUAGUCCGCAUAGUCCGAAUCCACAGCAUAGUCCAAGUAAUAAUAACUCGAACUUAGUCAAUGACAUUGCAUCGUCAAUAGUACAGCAACAACAACAACAACAACAACAAAAGUCUAUUCAUACGAACGAUGGAGGAGGUGGCGGUGUCGGUGGCGGCGGAGUAGUUAACAAUAGCAGUUCCAACAUGCACAAUUCUACACCGACAUCAACAACACCCAAUAUCCCGUCGAUUGUGUUCUCUGAUUUUUCGUCCACAGACUACUCCAAGGAGAUUUUUGACACACUGGAUUUGGAUUUGGGUCAGAUGGAUCCGGCUGGUCUGCAAAUGCUUUCAGAUCCGAGUUCGAUGAUUGCAGAUCCAAAUAUUGAAGAUAGUUUUCGAAGAGAUCUUAAUUGAUGGGAUGGAGGAGGGAAAGAGAUAGAGAUAGAUGAAGGUGAGUUAGUUUUAGUUAAAUUGUCGUCGCCGUCAUUAAUGUUGUUGUCGCAAACAAAAAAUAGAAGAAAAAAAGGCAAAAAAAGGUUUAAGAAGCGCUAAGUUGCAAGCAAUUAUUAGUCUUUAAGCUAAAACAAACAAAACAAAAAAACAAGCGGGAACAUAAGAUAGAUAAGAGAAAACAAAAAUAUUAAAAAAAAGAAAAUACAAAAAACUGAGGGAUACGAUCGAUAAAAAAAAAGAGAUGAAAAUUAAAAAAAAAAACAUCAUCGCGCUACGCAGCACCAUAAAAAUAAAACAAUUUCAAAAAAAAAAAUUCAAACAAAACAAAAAAAAAACGAGAUAAAAGUUUCAAACUUUCUUAAAUUUAAGAUUUUAAUUAAAAAAAAAAAACUUAAAUAUACAUUUUUUUUUCUUAUUACAAAAUAAAAUUUUUUCUUGAGAAUUAUUAUUAAAAUAAAAACAAAAAAUUAAAAAUAAAUAAAAAAAAAAAAAAUAAGAAAUGAGGUCAUUUGACAAACAAUUUUAAAUUAGUUAUGCAAGGAAAUAAGUAAAUUUUAAUUAAAAAUAAAUAAAUAAAUAAAAAAACAAAUGAACAUAUAUAAAAACGAGUCCAAGACGCGAACUGGAGGAGCUUUAUUUUUUUCUAAAAAAGAAUAUUGCUCCCUGGGAGAUAGAUUAACAAAAAAAAAAAAAAGAUAAAGAAACCUAUUAUGAACUUAAAAAUCAA